AUGUCAUUUGCAGAAGUGGCCAUCACGUUCAAUGCAGCUACGAGCAACAAUGAUACGCUAUCAGUGGCUCAUGUAUGGGAUAUUAGGUCAGGAGCGGCAAUAGCUAGUUUGAAAAGUUGCCAUGCAAGUGGCGUUGCAUCCAGUGUUCUUCCAGUAGUCAAUGCAGGAGGAAGAACGUGUGGUAUCUUGGCUGUUGUAUCUGAUCGCCCUACUCUUCAUUAUUGGAGUUGGUUGAAGGAUCAACCACAUACACGGAUGACAUUACCAGAAAAGAUGGGAUCGUUGGUUAUAACACAUUCUGGACUCUUUUGCGUUGGAGGAGGAGAGAGCGGCAAGCUAUACGUGUGGGAGAUCAGUACGGGCAGACUAUUGAACGUGAUCGACGCGCACUAUCGAGCCAUCCGCAUCAUGAAAUUCUCAACAGACGACCAUGCUCUCAUAACAGCAGGCGACGACGCUCUAUGCCAUUCAUGGAGUCUCUCAACCCUCUUUUCUAAAUCCAAAAAACCUAUACCAGACAUCACAUUAACGUCUCACACACUCCCAAUAACCGACAUGUACUUGUCAAUGUCGCUAUUACAAUCUGCUCGAGCAUACACUGCUUCGAUUGAUCGAACAGUAAAGACAUGGCAACUGUAUAGCAAAACACUGUUAUUCACCAUCUUGUUCCCAACACCGAUAGUGUGUAUAGCUGUGGAUCCACCAGAGACGAGAUUGUUCGCUGGUGGUGAUUUGGGUGUGAUUUAUGGCACUGAGUUGUUUCCUAAGCAGGGUGAUGGGAGUAGAAGGACGAUGAGAAAUAAAGGUAUUGAGGAUGGUGGUGCAUUGACGUAUAGUUCACACACUGGCAAAAUCACAGGCCUUGCUCUCUCAUUCGAUUCCACAUUGUUGGUGUCAACGUCUAUGGAUAAGACUGCUAUAGUAUGGGAUGUGAUUUCUCGUCAAGCACUGAGAACAUUCUCAGACCACAAAGUGCCAUUGACUGGUCUACAUGUAAUCAUCCGACCACCAGACUUGUUGGAUCCAAAAUCAACAUUGAAGAGCAGCACAGUGUCCACAUUCAGACGACACAUGACGUCCGACACGGAUAAUCAAGAAGUCGUGGCUGUACCAACACACAUGGAUGAAGAGCAGUCACGAAAACGGAAACGAUCAGACUUUGUGGAUGAGUUGCCAUUAUCAUUACGACUAGCACAUGAUGCUUCAGGACUGGAUUCAACACAAUCAGAAGUAGAGCAAUUGAGGAGUGAAAUCGCUAGACUCAAACAAGUCAAUAAGCAGUUGAAGACAGUUAAUGACGAGUUGUAUCAAGCUGCUGUAGGCCAGUUCUCGAAACAAUCAUAG
Molecule: messenger RNA, 1344 nt
Organism: Synchytrium microbalum
Lineage: Eukaryota; Fungi; Chytridiomycota; Chytridiomycetes; Synchytriales; Synchytriaceae
Exons: 6
Coding region: 1-1344 (447 amino acids)
Biological process (GO): rRNA processing; DNA-templated DNA replication
Cellular component (GO): nuclear pre-replicative complex
Molecular function (GO): protein binding
Source: RefSeq, a predicted model, not a curated record